Molecule: messenger RNA, 990 nt
Organism: Desarmillaria tabescens
Lineage: Eukaryota; Fungi; Basidiomycota; Agaricomycetes; Agaricales; Physalacriaceae
Exons: 4
Source: RefSeq, a predicted model, not a curated record
GACGCUGUUGUUGAGGAAAGCAAAAUUCCAUCGGUACAGCUCGACAUGGACUCAAUAACGGAUACUCUUGCUGCAAGUAUGGCCUGCAGUCUACUAGGGCAUGUCCUUUUCCUGAAAAAUCAGGUCCCUUUACCUGUUCCACAGCUGGCUCGGAUAUCGAUCACGGGAAAGGUUAACGUCCGUACUACGAAAUUGCGGACAGAGUUACUGGAUUCUUUCGACACGUUGCUGUCGCAUCUAGGGACGACGUUCACCGCUUUAUCUACUGCUUUUGCUCGAUGUUUUCCUCAAGAACAACGGCCUGGAACCGUACAUACAAGUAGAGCGUACAUGGCGAUCUUGAUGGGACCUAGCAUCGGAUCCGCAAAGUCAAAGGUCAUGUUGGCAGUGGAUGGUUUGGAGGCCAAGGUAUGGGGACAGAGAGAUGAUCUACGUCUGGAGGACGAAGGUGGAAACAGUGAGAGCGAUGACGAUGAAUGCGAUAACGAUGACGAUCAAGAAAGCCAGAGCAGUGACGGUGACGCAGAGGGACCCUCCGACUCGGACGAGAGUGAUGCGGACGACGACGAGAACGACCGGGCAUCUUCGCCACCACCACCAUCCGCCUUCGCCGAGGAGCAACGUAUCCUUCGGACUGCUGACAGACUACUCUCGCGAGCGCUCGUAUCGGCGGACUGCGAUGGAAACGGAUUGGCAUCUGAGAUCAGUCCUACGCAGACACAUAUAUUGAUUCGCGCCCCAAGACGAUUUGUCCAUCCCUCGUGGAUACCUCGACAGAAUGUUACGGCCUCUAUGGAUAACUUUCUGGAGCAGUUUAUCGGGGUCGCAGGGCAUGGACCGAGGACCAGCAAGAAAAAGACGAAGGUCGAGGGUUUGUGGGUCGCGUGUCAAAAGCCGAGUACGGAUCUGGGAACCGACGUGAAGAAUGAGGAAGAUGAGAUGAUAUGGUGGAGCUGGGACGGUAAGCUUGUAGGGUUCGCUGGUUGGUAA